GUCUGAUUUGCGCUCUCGCGGACCCUGGUUCGCUGGAAUUUCGAUGUCAACUUGACCCUGAACGCGACCGACGAAAUUGAUCCCGCGACUGUCUCAAGAACAAACCCUCUUAGCAACCAACUCAACCGUAUACACGAGCGCAUAACCAAGCCGACCUCGACGUACUUUACGAAAAUCCCAAGCGACAAAUAACCGCUCCCCUCGAACGGCAUCAUCGCAUCGCGCCCCCUUUUCGCACAAACCCCCUUUAAACCACGAUGGCUUCCCAACUCGAAUCCUUCAGCAAGUGGCUGCAGCUCAAGAUCUACCAGCUGGAGGUGACUUACAGCGUGUACAUCUACACGCCGAUCGAGAAAUUCAUCUUCUACUCCGUCCUCUUCCUCCUCUUCUCCCUCACCUUCAUCGCCACCGUGCUCUACCUCCCGCAGCACCUGCAGUUCAUCAUCAGCCGCGCCUGGUUCUACAUGCACGGCGACGCGUUCGACCCCUCGGCGGCGGCGGCGACGGCCAAGGGCGCGGUGAGCCACGUGCUGAGCUCGGUCGUGGGCACGGCGGCGGCGGUGACGGCGGAGUCGGUGAAGGAGCUUUGAUUUCUGGGUUUUUGGGUUUGGGUUUGGUGAUCGGGGAGGGGGUGGAUUGGGGGUUGUGGUGGGAGAUGGAGGAAACGGG
Messenger RNA from Chaetomium fimeti, 669 nucleotides. RefSeq lists its product as uncharacterized. The record is from RefSeq and is a predicted model, not a curated record. NCBI's taxonomy places the organism in Eukaryota, Fungi, Ascomycota, Sordariomycetes, Sordariales, Chaetomiaceae. The coding region runs from base 258 to 590 and encodes 110 amino acids. The transcript has 2 exons.